ACUUCCCUUCCUUCUCUACCGUCUGUAACACCCUUCUCCCUGCCGCCUUUAGAUUCGAAGCAAAGCCUUCAAUACCCCUCGUAGAAAACACUCAGAAAACAUCUGGAUGAUGGCUCCCCUUACGUCUAUUCUUGCCCUCGUCUUGGCCUCAGUGCCAAUUUGUGUUAAUGCGGAUAUAUCUGUCCUUGUUGGAACUUGGUCGUCCGGGUCGAUGAAGGUUCAGACGGGUAGUGGAUUUGCAAACCCUGCCCAAGUGUCGUUUACAUACCCCAACACUAGUGGAAUAUCUUACUCUUUUGCCGCCAAAGACUCUACUUCUGACGGAGAUCCUUGGUAUGAGAUCUCGCGGUACCGUUUUACUUCAAAUGGUUCUCAGCCCAAUUGCAUUACUGCAGCGAUGAAUUGGGUGCAUGGUACUUACGCUGAAGCAGACAAUGGUUCUAUAAUUCUUACCCCCAACGGCGACGGUUAUCAACAGAUCCAAGAUCCUUGUGCUGCGGUGUCGAAUUUCAUCGAAAACUACAAUGACACCGAGCUUUUAGUCAAUGGAUACUACACAUAUACCGACGUCACCCUUGGACUCGCCUUACAAUUGUAUACAUUCGAUGGCUCACCGCUGGCUCCGAUGUACCAGAUCUCGUCGACCCCGAACAUGCUUCCGACGCAACAGCUUAGGAACGUCACUGUCGCUACUCAGGUGAUUCAAAGAAGGGGUAACGGUGCCCAGCAGUCUCGUAGCACAUCAGUAGCCUGGACGCUCGUUCCGAAAGCAGCAAUUGCCGUUUUUGUUCUGGCUGUCGGUUCUUCCUUGCUAUAAUCAAAGUCAGAGCUCCAGAUAGAUGUGGUUGAACGCAUCGUUGCAAGGUUUUGCCGUUGUGUCAACAUUGGCCGACAUUCUAUGUUGUUUGCGACCUGUCCUCUCAUCAUGCCUAUACCAUACUAUAGUUUCGCAUCGAGCGAACCUUUGGACCGUCUUGAUCAU
Messenger RNA from Lentinula edodes (shiitake mushroom), 982 nucleotides. Its product is annotated as chaperone for protein-folding within the ER, fungal-domain-containing protein. Lineage: Eukaryota; Fungi; Basidiomycota; Agaricomycetes; Agaricales; Omphalotaceae. The record is from RefSeq and is a predicted model, not a curated record. Gene Ontology annotation, cellular component: endoplasmic reticulum membrane; endoplasmic reticulum. Gene Ontology annotation, biological process: 'de novo' protein folding. The transcript has 4 exons. The coding region runs from base 107 to 817 and encodes 236 amino acids.